Molecule: messenger RNA, 1543 nt
Organism: Ostreococcus lucimarinus CCE9901
Lineage: Eukaryota; Viridiplantae; Chlorophyta; Mamiellophyceae; Mamiellales; Bathycoccaceae
Exons: 1
Coding region: 347-1543 (398 amino acids)
Molecular function (GO): RNA polymerase II C-terminal domain binding; mRNA (2'-O-methyladenosine-N6-)-methyltransferase activity
Source: RefSeq, a predicted model, not a curated record
GACGCGAGAGCCGCCGCCGACGACGACGCGAGCGACGACGACGACGACGACGCGAGAGACGCCGUCGCCGCGCGCGACGACGAGGACGACGACGACGAAGACGCCGCGACGACGAUGGACGGCGGGACCGUUACACGCGCUGACGAAGGCGAAGGCGACGACGCGGGACGACGACGCGGGACGACGCGCGACGACGACGACGACGACGACGCGCGCGAUGGGUCAAUCGUACGACUUCGCGGUCGAACACGACGCGGCGGUCGUGCGCGUGGACGCGGCGUGCGCGCGGGCGACGGCGCGGAGCGCGCGGGCGGCGGCGCACUGCGAGGCGAGACGCGCGGAGGCGAUGAAACGCGUGCGAGAGGCGUUUCGAGCGGCGUGCGAACGGAGGGGGGGACUGGAAGCGCCGCCGCAGCUGGCGCUCGAGCGAUGGAGGUUCGCGACGAAGUUGGCGGAGGAGGCGCGGGGACGAACGGCGGCGGCGGCGGGAAAGGGAAAGACGAAACGGCGGAGACGAGGCGCGUGCGGCCUCGUGGGGGAGAACACGGACGCCAUGUUUCCGAACGUCGCGCACGACGGCGCGACGAAAGGGACGAUGGCGAACGAUUUGAUGCGCGCGGGGGUCUCGGAGGCGAUCGCCAUCGAGAUUGAGGCGUCGGUGUGCGCGGCGUCGGCGAAGGAGGUCGUCGCGUUGGAGGCGAUGAAACAGAAACUGGUGGACGGUGGCGCGCACGGUCUGGCCAAGCUCGCGGCGACGAAAUUGACGAUACAUAAACACUCGCGAGAUUUGACGCUUGGCGACGAUUACUUGGUCAAGUUGACGCACGAGGCGUACGGCAAGUUGCGCGCGCUUUACGAAAAGCACUCGCGCGCCGGCGGCGACGACGACGGUGACGACGACGUGCACGACAGAAUGUUCGCGCUGUUGCUUAGGUACAAAACGAUUCAUGGCCAUGGAUUCCAAGCGGCGUGCUCGCACGACGUCUUCCGCGUGUUGCACGAUGAUCUGAAGGUUACGAUGGAGUGCUUCGCGUCGCCCAUGAACGCGUACUUCGCGCGAUUUUGCAGCGCUUUCGGCGACGUCGACGCCCCGUUCGGGAGCAUCGGCUCGUUCGCGGCGUUUCAACCGUCGAGAGGGUCGUACGAGGUAAAUCCACCUUUCGUGCGCGAGGUCUUGGACGAGGCCGCCCUCUGGUGCGAGGCGUUGCUCGAACGCGCGGAGAAGUCACAAAACGCGCUCACGUUUGUCUUCAUCAUGCCGGGAUGGAAAGAGACGGGCGCGUUCGAUGCGCUCACAAACAGCGCGUUUCUUCGAGCGAACGUACUCAUCGCCGCGGUCGACCACGGAUAUUGCGACGGCGCUUCGCAUCAACGGCGCGAUCCCUAUCGAGCGUCGCCGUACGACACGUGCGUCUUCGUCUUGCAAUCUUCCAAAGCAGCGCGAGACGUGGGUGUGAAGGAUACGUUCGCCACAUCCGUGCGUGUCGCGAUGGCGCGAGCUGUGCCCACGCUCGCUCAACUCAAGCGUCAGAAACGCGCGUGA